UCCACAUCCGGGGCCCUGUGGCCGCGGCACGGUUGCCAUGGCAGCAGGGCUGCUGGCAGGCCUCCCAUGUUGAGGGCCAAGCUCGCAGCGUCCAGGAGGCCGCGCAGCGCCGCCACUAUGAGUCUGGGCACCGCGGAUCUAGCCUCGGAGACGGGAGAUGACAGCCUGUCUGCAAUUACCUUUGAUUCUGAGUUUGAGACGAAAACAAAAAGAAAAGGUUGCCAGAAACCUCCUUCCACAUCACCAAAAUCACCUUACAACUCCAAGCCCAGAAAAGUGACAUCCUGGCGGUCUCUGAAGACAGGAGGGAGCAUGCCUCUGAGCAGCAGAAUGUCCUUGACCCCACAAAAGCUGUGGCUGGGAACCUCAAAACAUGGAAGUGUGACCCAACCCCUGAGCUCCACGCUUACCUCGGAGCACGCAUGGACCCACCCCCCCAGCUGCACGCCCGACCACCUGACAGAAGCCUUAAGAGCGAAGAGGGCAGACCUCCGGCGUUCUGGCAGCCAUGGUCAUGUCUCUGGAACUUCUGUCUACAGAGAGAAAGAGGACAUGUAUGAUGAGAUCAUCGAGUUGAAGAAGUCCUUACAUAUGCAGAAAAGCGAUGUGGAUCUGAUGAGAACAAAGCUUCGGCGCUUGGAAGAGGAGAACAACAGAAAGGAUCGACAGAUAGAACAGCUCUUGGAUCCAGGUCGAGGCCCAGACUUCGUGCGAACCCUGGCCGAGAAAAGGCCUGACACUGGUUGGGUCAUCACCGGGCUCAAGCAAAGGAUCUUCAGGCUGGAGCAACAGUGCAAGGAAAAGGACAACACUAUCAACAAACUGCAGACGGACAUGAAGACCACCAACCUGGAGGAGAUGCGCAUCGCCAUGGAGACAUACUAUGAGGAGAUCCAUCGUCUGCAGACCCUCCUAGCGAGUACUGACGCCACAGGAAAGAGGCCCAUAGUGGAGAAGAAGCUGGGUAUGAAGAGGCAGAAGAAGAUGAGCAGUGCCCUGCUAAACUUGACCCGGAGUGUGCAGGAGCUGACAGAGGAGAACCAGAGCCUGAAGGAGGACCUGGACCGCAUGCUCAGCAAUUCCCCCACUGUCUCCAAAAUAAAGGGUUAUGUAGACUGGAGCAAGCCCCGGCUGCUGAGACGCAUCGCAGAGUUGGAAAAGAAGGUGAGCUCCUCAGAAAACCCAAAGCUCUCUACUUCAGAGCUGGUCAAGCCGAAUCCCCUGGUCCACUCCUCAUCCAACAUCUCAGUGCAAAAGCAGCCGAAAGGGGACCAGUCCAAAGAGGACCAGCCCAAAGGGGAUCCAUCCGAGGAUGAAGAGCAUCUCCAAGGAGCCGUGAAGAUCCUGAAGGGGGAGCGGAGCGCACUGCAGGCACAGCUGGCGGAGAAAGACGUGGAGAUGAAUAAGCUGCUGCAGGCCAAGAUCGACUUGGAGAAGGAGCUGGAGAUAGCCCGGGAAGGCGAGAAGGAGAGGCGCCAGCAGGAGCAGGCUUUGAGAGAGGAAAUUGAAGCUCUCACCAACAAGUGUCAAGAACUGGAAGAAGCUAAGAGACAAGAGAGAGAGCCUACUGUGGCAUUCACUCAUGAGGCCCACCCAGAGCUCCGAUCUCCAUCACCCUGCAGCAGGCACUCCAAGCCAGACUCCGACAAUGAGCCUUACUCCCCCACCAGUGCUGGCGAGGGGGCUGGCUGCCAGUCCCCCACCCCAUGCUCUGAAGAGAGGAGAGAGGCCGCCGUCAGAACCCUGCAGGCCCGAUGGAAGGCCCACAGGCACAAGAAAAAAAAAGCGGCUUUGGAUGAGGCAGCAACUGUGCUCCAGGCGGCCUUCAGGGGACACCUAGCUCGUUCUAAGCUGUUAUGCAACAAAGCUCUAGACUUCAGGUCUCCGAGCCUGCCUGGCCUUCCCAGCCUUCCCAACCAGCUGCAGAGCUCUCCCACAUCUCGUGUCCCAAGCCCCACCUUCCAGCCUGAAGAUAGCCCAGCACAAGAGGAGGCCAUCACUGUCAUCCAGUCCAUCCUCCGGGGAUACCUGGCCCAGGCCAGGUUCAUUGCCAACUGCUGCAGAGGGCUCGCUGCCUCAGCUCAGAGGGAAGCUGUCUCAACCACACCCUCAGGAUCCGCCUCCCCACCUUCCCUAGCAGCUUCUUCUGAAGCAAUGCGAGUGGGGCUCUGUCCCAAGGAGGAGCCGAGAGAGACCGUUGCAGCUGGACCUGCCUCCUCACAGUCCUCGGUGCCCGACUCCCCCCAGGGUGGCCACUGGGACUGUCCAUCCCCAUUCAGUCUGGACGAUGUACCUCAGUCCAGCAUGACGGAUGUGAUGUGCUUGGAUCUGCUUGGAUGUGAAGAAAGGAGCAGUAGCACCGGAAGUGCUCAGCCAUCCCUGGUGGUGUCCUCUCCCCCAGGACUACAGCCCACAGCGUCACCAACCCCUGAGGAGGAUGUCUGCUCCGACGACUCCGAUGAUAUUAUCUUUUCGCCAUUUCUGCCCAGGAAGAAAAGCCCCUCCCCAUUCUAGGACCCCAGUCAUUGCCUCCAGGUGAGGUGGCUGUGGGGCCAGGUUAGAGGACUCGCUAACUGAAUUUGAGAAGAUGACCUAUCUUGCUAGGGAAAGAGUCCACCUCGGGAACACCUCAACCAUCAGUUUUCUUAUGUAUUGUGCCUGUGCCUUUGAAGGAUCCUGGUGGCUCUACGCUGCUCUCUGGGGAGGGCAUGCGGCCACCUCCCACUUCCAUCUCUGGUUUCAGCCCGUGUGUUUCCAGUGCCCACAGAUAUGUCCACCCCAAAUCAGGGCAGCAGGGAGUCUUGCAAAGUCUGCCACCUGCCCUUGACCUUGGCACUGCCAGCUGCCAUGAGAUGCAGCCUUCCUCAUCUUGUGCUGCUCAGUGCCUUACAGGUCACACAGCUAAGUCUCCUGUCCCCUCAGCAGAACACAGUCAUAUCUAAGCCAGCAAGAAGCUACGGACAUCAGGGUCCCCAGAUGAGCCCCUGUCCCAUGGGCUCCUUGCUCCCCUUUCUCUUACCCCCCACCACCUCCGUCCCCUUGGGAGGAUGAAUUCUUUGAAGAUCACCUGGCAGUGUGACAUGGAGUGGCUCAGCAGGUAUUGAGAGACAGCACGAGGACAGAGCCACAGGUCACCAAGAGAGGAGACGGAGAGCAGGGCCAGGAGCCAGCUCACCAUCCCAGAAGAGACAAGUCUCAGGGAAGAACAAAUUCCAGUGUCGACCUAGGGACAGCCCUGUCACCUGGCACCAGUGCCACCUGGCCCACUCAGCACCAGAAGUUGAGAUCUUGGUCCCAGUUUGUGAAAUUAGCUGUUGUCAGUGGGUGAGAAUGAGGGGUUUGGGGCUUGGGCAGGGUUUUAGGGGUAUCCAUGCUCUGUGUAGCUCAGGUCUGCCGUCCAUGCUUCCCUGUCAUGCCUGUGGGACUGACUGCUGGCUGUCUCCAUAGAUCACUGGGGAUGGGACUUUCUGGCCCCAUGGGACUGGCUUUUUUCUUAGGCAAAACCUAGUGCUAGAAAGUUCCUUCUUGGACUAGACUUGUGGGGACACCAGGUUUGCUGUUAGGGACCAUUUAUUUACUGCUGGCGUCCUCCACAGAACACCUUCCUAAUGCUGCACACAGCAGGCUGGGCAUGGGACCCUCAGGAUGGGAGCUGGGCUUGCGGCCAGAGGCCAGGAAGAUGGAACCCAACUUUGUCGACCUGCCCCAGGACAGGGAAAGGGCCCCUAAUACUGUGAUGGGACCAAGCACACCUGCCUAGCCCUUUUCUCCACCAGGGGGCAAAAAACAACUCAGCCAGGACCCUGGCAGGCUCAGUUUUUUAUGCACUUUGCCUGUGGGCUGUCCGCCAAAUUAGUUUUCUUCCCUGUGUACUGGUAAUUUUACCAACGUGGCAGCCAAGUGGAGCCCUCUGUAGAUCUGCCUCCCUACCACAACUUGGGUGUGUUCCCUGUGAUUGAUGCCACCACUUGAAGCUUCAGUCCAUCCACUCGGGCACAAGAAGGUGACUACAAGUGGCCCCCUCUUGUGCCUGUACCUUCCCCAAGACCAAAGGUCCUUAUGUGGCUGCUCUGUCCUCUCUCUUAUUUAAUAGCAGCCAUUUAUGCAUUGAGUGUUCUGAGCAUGAACAUUCAGGAGUUCUAGGUUGGUGGGGGGCAGGGGUAAAGGGGGGUGUCUUCACCUCGGCUGCCCCCACCUCAGGAAAGGGGGCAGGGUCUGUAGGUGUGAGGCUUAUCUGUGCAGCCAGCCUGGCCAGUGGACAGUGAAGUCAAGAUCAGCCCCUGCACUUGAGUUUUCUGAGAACAUGUCCCUGCAAACAGGAAAGCUACAACCCUCCUGUCCUUUGGUGCAGCAGCUAAUCUAUUAAAGGUAAACCCUGUCUUGAAGCUACCUCAGUAAAUCACGGUGCCUCAAGCCUCUGUCUUUGGCCGGUGUCCUGUGUCCUGUGCUCCCCACCCAGGCCCCAUUGGUACAGCAGGCUGCCCCUGGCUGAUCUGACGCAGAGAGCCCUGGGGGGAGGGGGGGUAACUUCUGUGGGACCUAGGAACAGUGCAGAGAGCUGCUGCUGGCUCCCCAGGAGCAAAUGUGUAGGAUUUCAGCCAGUCAGUCCAGCUUUGGACUUUGCCUGGUCUAUAAGAUAAGCAGACUCCUCGUGCUUGGCUUGCUUUCGGAGGCAUAAGUCCUCCAGCAUGUGGCUGGCCAGCUAGGGCCAUUGGCAAAGCCCAAACUACAGAGACUGUGGGUGGA
Messenger RNA from Microtus oregoni (creeping vole), 4746 nucleotides. Its product is annotated as IQ domain-containing protein E-like. The record is from RefSeq and is a predicted model, not a curated record. Gene Ontology annotation, molecular function: protein binding. The transcript has 23 exons. The coding region runs from base 67 to 2514 and encodes 815 amino acids. NCBI's taxonomy places the organism in Eukaryota, Metazoa, Chordata, Mammalia, Rodentia, Cricetidae.